AUGCUCCCCCUGCACCCAGUGUCAAGCUAUUUGCUGUUUAAAGAUCAGCACAGAGUGUUCAUCUCUCUUUUAUUUUGGUCUGUGUCAGGAAAUGCCUACAGAGAAUGCCUGGGCAAUGGGACAUGGGCUUCCAAGAUAAACUACUCUCAGUGCGAGCCUAUUCUGGAUGACAAGAGGAAGUAUGCGCUCCAUUACAAGAUUGCUCUCAUCAUAAACUACCUGGGGCACUGUAUAUCAGUAGGGGCCCUUAUAGUUGCCUUUAUGCUUUUCUUGUGCUUGAGGAGUAUCAGAUGCCUGCGGAAUAUUAUCCACUGGAACUUGAUCACCACAUUCAUCCUGAGGAAUGUGAUGUGGUUUCUGCUUCAAAUGAUAGAUCACAACAUACAUGAAAGCAAUGAACCCUGGUGUCGAUGUAUUACCACUGUCUACAAUUAUUUUGUGGUGACCAACUUUUUCUGGAUGUUUGUGGAAGGCUGCUAUUUACAUACUGCUAUAGUGAUGACUUACUCCACUGAUAAGCUGCGGAAAUGGGUCUUUCUCUUCAUAGGAUGGUGUAUUCCUUGCCCAAUCAUCAUUGCCUGGGCCAUUGGCAAGCUAUAUUAUGAAAAUGAACAAUGCUGGUUUGGAAAAGAACCAGGGAAAUAUAUCGACUACAUAUAUCAAGGGCCAGUGAUUCUUGUUCUUCUGAUAAACUUUGUAUUUCUGUUUAACAUAGUUAGGAUUUUAAUGACAAAGCUGAGAGCUUCAACCACUUCAGAGACAAUACAGUACAGGAAGGCAGUCAAGGCAACGUUAGUUCUUCUGCCUCUGCUGGGCAUCACCUACAUGCUUUUCUUUGUCAACCCUGGCGAAGAUGACAUUUCCCAGAUUGUUUUCAUCUAUUUCAAUUCCUUCCUGCAAUCUUUUCAGGGUUUCUUUGUGUCAGUAUUUUACUGCUUUUUGAAUGGCGAGGUCCGUUCUGCUGCCAGGAAACGAUGGCACCGCUGGCAAGACCAUCACUCCCUCCGAGUGCGUGUGGCACGUGCCAUGUCUAUCCCCACCUCUCCAACACGAAUCAGCUUCCAUAGCAUCAAACAGACCGCAGCCGUGUGAUACGCCCUCACAUACACGCGCACCUGGUGGCCUUCAGGGUUCUUCUUUCUUCACUCUCCCCAAGCCCGUUUCUGCAAACUUUCUUCCUUUGUUCUUCACUGAUCUCUUUUGCAAUGAGGUGCCCAUCAUAUUUUUGUGGACUCUCAUCUCCUGUAUUUGUGAUGCUGCUUUAAGGCAACCAGGCAAAGGCCUCCUGAAGUAGGUGGUGGUGAAGCAGAUUCAAAGAAGAAAGAGAUUCAACACUGACUGCACCUUGUGGAAGUUCACAGUACAAAGUCUAAAACAGCACACUGGCUGGAACAA
Molecule: messenger RNA, 1395 nt
Organism: Nestor notabilis (Kea)
Lineage: Eukaryota; Metazoa; Chordata; Aves; Psittaciformes; Psittacidae
Gene: CRHR2
Product: corticotropin releasing hormone receptor 2
Exons: 11
Coding region: 1-1092 (363 amino acids)
Biological process (GO): cell surface receptor signaling pathway; long-term synaptic potentiation; adenylate cyclase-modulating G protein-coupled receptor signaling pathway
Cellular component (GO): axon terminus; dendrite; plasma membrane
Molecular function (GO): G protein-coupled peptide receptor activity; corticotropin-releasing hormone receptor activity; peptide hormone binding
Source: RefSeq, a predicted model, not a curated record